This is a messenger RNA of Spodoptera littoralis (African cotton leafworm), 1647 nucleotides long. The record is from the annotation of a GenBank genome assembly. NCBI's taxonomy places the organism in Eukaryota, Metazoa, Arthropoda, Insecta, Lepidoptera, Noctuidae.
AUGCCAAGAGUAAAAAUAGAUUACAUAGUCAGUUUCAGCAGUGAAGAUCCUGAGCACCCGGCUAGCAACCUGCUGAACUUGGAAGUGAGCAAGAAGAAGUGGCUGUGUGCCAAGGGCGAGAGAACAUGUUCCGUUGUGCUGCAGCUACCAAGAGCUGUGAAGAUAUCCAGUUUAAACAUAGGAGCCUACCAUGCAGCUUUAGUGGAAGUAUUAGUAGGAAGAUCAGAAUCAACAAAUGAACAAUAUCAGUGGCAGGUGCUGGUGCCGAGCUGCGUGUUCGCUCUGCGCGAGGAGUCGCGGCGCGGCGCCGAGCUGGCGCGCGUGCGCUCCUUCUCGGGCGCGCAGCUGGCGCCGGGCGCGCGCGCAGGCCGCUGGGACCGCCUGCGCCUCGUCUGCCAGCAGCCGCACGACCGCCGCCAGUUUGGCCUGUCUUUCGUGCAUAUAGACGAGGCUGAGAGCAGCACCCCAGCCGGCGUGCCUCAACGACUACUGGCACUAGACACCUUUUCUUCAGAUGAGGAUGAUUUCAAGCCAGGCGAGCUAUUUGCUAAACACCUUCAGAAAACAAACGCUGAGGACAUCACACCUCCCAGUAAUACUGGUGCUCAAAUAAGGCAAGCAACAUCACAAGCUCUCAAAAAUAUAUCUGACUUUUCAACGAAACUUAUAAAGAAUCCAAUUGUUAAACCGAGUGGUAGCUGCAAUGACAACAAAGCUACUGCAUCGCGGCGACCGGACGUGCAGGUCCGCCAGUCUGGGCCCCGACCGGACGAAGGGGCCCCUCCCCGCCAAACUGCACAGACAAGUGCACCCGCAGAGACAAGUAGCUCAGCGAAACGAAACCUAGACAGCGCGAAGUCAUCAACGGACCAAAACAGACAGUUAGAAACAAAGAAACGAGUGCGCUCCGAGAAUCGGGAGCGACCGUCUGUACCGACAGAGUGCUUACUGCGCGGCGCCACCCUGGUGCUCAGCGGGUACGAGAACCCGCGCCGCGCCGCCGUCCGCCGCGCCGCGCUGGCCCUGGGCGCGCGCCUGCAGCCCGCCUGGGGGCCCGCCUGCACGCACCUCAUCUGCGCGUUCCCCAACACCCCCAAGCUCCGCGCGGCGCGGGCCGCCGGGCGGGCCGUGCCCGUGGCGCGCGCGGAGUGGCUGGACGCGUGCCUCGCGCGGCGCCGCCUGCUGCCGUGGCAGUGGUACGCCACCGAGCCCGAGCGACGCGUCACGCCGCCGGACUCCGAGCCCGACGACUCGGAGCGCGACACUGACGACGAAAUCGAAAAAGUGCUACGAGAUCAAAAGAAGCGGCGAACGGAGGCGAGCACGAACAACGAGGUGGAGUUGCGAGACGGUAGCGACAGCGACGGACAGGCCACGGAGGACGAGGCCGCGCCCGCGCCCGCCGCGCCGCGCCCGCCCGCCGGCGCGCUGCCCGCCUUCCUGGACGGCUGCACCUUCAGUCUGCGCGCCGCCAGCGCCGCCGCCGCGGCCCGCCUGGCGCGGUACGUGCGCGCCUACGGCGGCGACGUACUGGCCGACGGCGCGACGGACGACGCGACGGACGGCGCGCAGUACGAGCUGGACGCGCGCGGCGCGGCGUGGCUGGCGCGCUGUCACGCCGCGCAGGCGCUGCUGCCCUACCCCUGA